Molecule: messenger RNA, 1564 nt
Organism: Lates calcarifer (barramundi perch)
Lineage: Eukaryota; Metazoa; Chordata; Actinopteri; Centropomidae
Product: interferon-induced protein 44
Exons: 8
Coding region: 96-971 (291 amino acids)
Source: RefSeq, a predicted model, not a curated record
ACCAAAGUGGGUGGAUCACUCCAUACUGACUGUCGACAUCACCAGGAUCAGUUGUAAAGAUCAGUCUCUUCUCUUUGUGGCAGCACAGCAAAGCAAUGGGAGACAAGCCGUCUAAACACAUUAAAGCUGAACCCCCACUUUUUGAUGAACCAUGGAGGAAAAUAAACUGGAGAGACAAAAAGGGAGCUCUGGAGUACAUCAACAACUACAAACCUCAUAUUGAAGGACAAGAGCUCAGGAUUCUCCUUCAUGGUCCGGUCGGAGCUGGAAAGUCCAGUUUCAUCAACUCGGUCCAAAGUGUCUUAAAAGACAAAAUGUGCGCUCCGGCUUUGGCAGCCAACAACACUCAAGGCUGUUUCACCAAACAGUACAAAACCUACAAGAUGGAAAAGGGAACUCCAAACAACUUUUACCCUUUUGUCUUAAAUGACAUGAUGGGCCUGAAACACACCAAAAGAGCAAACAGAAAGAUCCAUGUGAAAGAUGUGAAACGGGCGCUGAAGGGACACGUCAAAGACGGAUACACGUUCAAUCCUGAAUGUAAGUUAUCAAAGGAUAAUCGGUUCUACAACAAGUCCCCAACAUCGAAGGACAAAGUCCAUGCUCUGGUUUCUGUCAUUGACGUCAGCACAGAAGGUCUGAUGCCAGAGAAAGUUGUGGAGACGCUGCAGGACAUCAGAGAUGAAGCCAGUGAGCUGGGAAUUCCUCAAGUGGCCAUUUUCACCAAAAUUGAUGUGGCCUGUCCUGAGAUUAAACGAGAUAUAAAGAACGUCUACAGGAGCAAAGUGCUACGGGAAAGGAUGGAGGAGUUCAGUGCAGCAGUGGGAAUUCCCAUGAACUGUAUCUUCCCUGUCAGGAACUACAGUUCAGAGAUCAGCUUCAACAGCGACGCUGACACUUUAAUCCUGAACACCCUGUAUCACAUCAUCAGCUUUGGAGAUGACUUCCUCAGAAGAAAACAAAGAUGCUAAAUGGUGAAGAUUAUUUUUCUGAAAAAACAACAAAACAGAAUUUUAUGUGUUUAAAUUUGUUGUCAGAACUUUAUUUGAAAUUGAAAUAGAGAUCCAAACAUUUACAGAGAUGCCAAAUAUGUGUAAAUGUGUUUAAAAUAUCCUCUGUCUGUUAAUAUCAAAUACACUUGACUAAACAGACCUAAAACUAUCUGGAAUAUUUUCAUUUGAGGUAUUAGUGCAGCAAUAAUAAAUGGGGAGCCUUUGACUUUGGAAGUUUUAUGUCACAGUUUUAAGAGUUGGAAGAACCUGAUACACAAACACUCUUUUUGAGUUUUUCACUAUUUUUAUGCUUCUAAAAUCUACUCAGGCCUUUGAGAUGACUAAGGGAGUAUUGUUUGGUGGCUAGAUAGUACAGAAGAAAAUUUAAUAUCAUAUAUUUACAUUCAAUCCAUUGUUUUCCCAUCAACAGUUUUUUAAUUUCAUUGCGAUAAACCAUUGUUUAACAAUUAUGAUCGAAGUAUCACCAUAGUGAUGGUUAACAGGUACAUGUGAGGAAUGUGAACAUGACAUAGUAGAUUCCUAUAAAUUUUUAUGUGGAUUAAGCAGAGCCU